Molecule: messenger RNA, 1604 nt
Organism: Adineta steineri
Lineage: Eukaryota; Metazoa; Rotifera; Eurotatoria; Adinetida; Adinetidae
Source: the annotation of a GenBank genome assembly
AUGCAAUUCGAUAUAAGAAGAUUCGAUAUUUAUCGAAAAAUUCCUAAAGAUCUGACACAGCCAACAACUACUGGUGCUGCUAUAUCACUUAUUUGUAUUUCAUUUAUUUCAACAUUACUCCUUAUUGAGCUUUAUUAUUUUAUAACACCCGAUGUUAUAAGUGAAUUGUUUGUUGAUAUACCAGAAGGUGGUGUAGCUGAAAAAAUACCAGUACAUAUCGAUAUUAGUGUAUCGGAAGUUGGUUGUCAAUAUCUUGGUAUUGAUAUCCAAGAUGAUCUUGGUCGACAUGAAGUUGGAUUUCAUGAAAAUACAAUGAAAAUACCAGAAAAUAAUGGUGCUGGUUGUCGUAUAAAUGCUACAUUUAAAAUUACUCGUGUACCUGGUAAUUUUCAUGUUUCAACACAUUCCGCAGCAAUUCAACCUCAAAAUAUUGAUAUGAAACAUGUGAUACAUGAUUUAGCAUUUGGUGAUACAAUUAAAGGUUUUCGACAAAUUCCAAAUCGAAGAGCAUUCCGUCCAUUAAAACGUUUUAAUAAUACAAAUAAUAAUAAUCGUGUGUCACACGAUUAUUUAAUGAAAAUUGUACCAACAAUUUAUGAGAAUCUUAGUGGAAAUCGUCGAUAUCCAUUUCAAUUUACAUUUUUCUAUCGGGGAUUUGCACCAAAUCAGCCUGGCGCUCCACCGGCAAUAUGGUUUCGCUAUGAUAUUAUGCCAAUAACUGUUAAAUAUACAGAACGUCGACAAAAAUUUUAUACAUUUAUAACAUCAAUAUGUGCUAUUGUUGGUGGUUCAUUUACAGUAGCAAGUAUUCUUGAUUCGCUUAUAUUUACAGCAAGUGAAUUAUUUAAAAAAUUUGAACUUGGUAAAAUGACAUGAAUCUCCUUCAAUUAAUUUCAAAAACAAUUAACUUGCCGACUAACAUUGCAUUCAUUUUUCUUUUUUUAGAGUCUCUUUUUUUUUUCAUCGUUAACAUGUAUUGUUUUUAGAAUAACUAAUAUUUUUAUUUAAGAAUCUCAUAAUAAAGUGAUAAUAUUUUAAAAAAUAAUUUCUAUUGCGUGUAUAGAUAAUAAAUAUAUAUGUCAAAGAUAAUGAAAUUCCCAUUGAAAUUUUCAAAAGGUAUAUAGACAACAGAUUUUUAUGUAAUGGUUAACAAUGAAUGUUAUUAAUAAAAUGAUCGUGUAUAAUAUUUAAUGAAAAGAAAUGCAAAUCUAUUGACAUUGACAUAUUGAGUGUACAUGAUUAACUUUCUGUCAAAUAUGACUAUCUAUUUUACUCAUGAGGAAACAAAAGAAGAAGAAGAUUGUUGAUGUCUCAUCCAAUUUAUCAAUGGUUCCGAUCACACUAGUAGUUUUCUUUGACAUAAUGCUACUUGUACUCAUUUGUUGUUUUCUUCUCAAGAGAAUUUAUUCUGUAUUUUGUUAGUCAACAUUAACACAUAAUUAUAAUUACAUCGCAUUUUGACUUUUGUCUGUCAAGAAAAUAAUGUAAGUCAUAUUUGUUCUUUUGUUUUUGCUUAACUGUUUAGUUAGAAUUGUUUUUUUGUCAAUGGAUUUUGCGGAUGAUUGAUUCGUAACAAGAUUUUUCUUUAUUAUCUAAGUGUAUGC